AUGUCUUCAAAGCGAAGUUCGAAAACUUCCAAGAAUGAAGAGCCUUCAGUAAGUUUGAAAGCACAAACUGGAAAAACUUGGGGUCGUGAUAAAGAUAUAUCAUAUAAUACUGUUUUAUUGUCUACUCUUAUUCUCACUUGUUGUCCACUCUUGGUGGUUUAUUUUUGGGUGGUUUGCACUCAUUAUCAAUGUUCUAUAAUUGAGCCGAUUAUUCUUCUCCAAUCAAAUGAUUUUUCUAAGGAAGCUUUUGAAUCUGUUAUUUUACAUAAGCUUCCUCAAUUUUCAUUAGAUGGCAUAAAAAUUUACUUCGCUUGGUUAAGUUUUCAAGCAAUACUUUAUGCUAUCUUGCCGGCAAAAAUUGGUUAUGGUCAAAGAACUCCAGCUGGACACAUUUUACCUUAUAAGGUAAAUGGACUUUUAGCUUGGUUAAUUACUCAUACUCUUUAUUUGGUUGGUGCAUUUUACUUCAAAUGGUGGGAUGCUUCCAUCGUCCAUGAUCAAUGGGGUUCUCUUUUCAUAGCUGCCAAUAUAUAUGGUUAUUUUCUUACCUUCUUCUCAUUCAUCAAAGCAUACGUGAUGCCUUCGCAUGCAGAAGAUCGAAAAUUUUCUGGCAGCUUUAUUUACGAUUUGUUGAUGGGUAUUGAAAUGAACCCAAGGUUUGGAAAAUAUUGGGACUUUAAAUUAUUUCAUAAUGGUAGACCGGGCAUUAUAGCAUGGACAUUAAUUAAUAUGUCUUUUGCUGCCGCCCAAUAUAACAAAAUUGGUUAUGUAACAAAUUCAAUGAUCCUAUUGAAUUUCUUGCAUGCCGUCUAUGUUUUGGAUUUCUUUUAUAAUGAGGAUUGGUACCUUAGAACUAUUGAUAUCGCUCAUGAUCAUUUUGGAUUUUAUCUGGCAUGGGGCGACACCGUUUGGCUUCCGUGGAUGUACACACUUCAAUCGCAUUAUUUAGUUCGAAAUCCAAUUGAUCUUUCAAUUCCUUACUUUUUAUUUGUUCUUGGAGUUGGACUUUCCGGUUAUUAUAUCUUCCGAGCUGUAAACCAUCAAAAAGAUAUUGUUAGAAGAACAAAUGGUGAUUGUAUGGUUUGGGGUAAACCUGCUAAAUUUAUUAGAACAAAAUUUGUUACCAGUGAUGGAAAAACUCAUUCAAGUAUUUUAAUUACAAGUGGUUUUUGGGGAAUAUCUAGACAUUUUAAUUAUGUUGGCGAUUUGCUUAUAUCAUUGGCAAUGUGUCUUACUUGUGGAUUUCAUCAUUUACUGCCUUAUUUUUAUAUUGUUUACAUGACGAUUUUGUUAAUUCAUCGUAUUUGGAGAGAUGAUGCUAGAUGUAGAGGUAAAUAUGGAAAAUAUUGGGAUGAAUAUGGAAAGGUUGUAAAAUGGAAAUUAUUCCCUUAUAUUUAUUAA
Messenger RNA from Funneliformis caledonium, 1401 nucleotides. NCBI's taxonomy places the organism in Eukaryota, Fungi, Glomeromycota, Glomeromycetes, Glomerales, Glomeraceae. The record is from the annotation of a GenBank genome assembly.